Messenger RNA from Drosophila ficusphila, 2339 nucleotides. RefSeq lists its product as uncharacterized. The transcript has 3 exons. Bases 73 to 2268 code for a protein of 731 amino acids. Lineage: Eukaryota; Metazoa; Arthropoda; Insecta; Diptera; Drosophilidae. The record is from RefSeq and is a predicted model, not a curated record.
UUGAUGUCAGGCGAAUCGGAUUAUUCUCCCCACUUUCCUCGCAGCCACACCUAACAACUAAUUUGAUGGGAUAUGUCUCGUCCUAAGGGUAAGAACAGGAUGAGUUCCGAUAGCCGAUCGACAAAGGAUCGAAAUGAAUCUGCCUCUGACCGACAAACAGACCACAGAAGACUAAACGGUUACUCAACCCAUGAAAAAUGCGAGGAGGACCUCCCAAGAAAGUGCUGCAGGCACUCCGAGAGGUGUUCAAAAGUACACGACUGUUCCGUAUACCCAGAGUACACCAGAAAGAUGAAAGAGAAGGUAUUUAAAGCGAACGUUUCUCACAAAACAAGUAAAGAAAACUGUUCGGACAAGGAGCUUGCACUUAGCGCUAAUAAUUCAGAGUCCACCUCCAGUGGAAAGGACGAAGCUAAAUCCCGGUUUCAUCCAAGCGCUCAGUCCUCUGAUCGAUCGAAGAGCUUCAGUCAGAUCUACAGCGAAAUCUUCGAGGAGUCAAAGGCGCGUCAACAAAAGGGGGAACGGGCUUGUCGAACCUACAACAUCAACAAAUCCAAACUGCGCAGGACUAGGGAGUUAUCUGGGUCCAGAGGACCGGGAAGUGGGUUCUAUGAUGACGAGAGCAGCGUGGAAUCAGAGUACUCCAGUCACUCCCCAAGGGAAACCCGGGAAUACGAAAGCCGAUCUACAGACGAGCGCGAAAAAAUAGUUAAGGACCAUGGGAUAAAACGCUCCGAAAGAACUUUAAACAAAUCAAUUAGCAAUCGCGAAUCUCGGAACUCUUAUUCCCACUGCUCGGAAAACAGGUGCUGGGAAGAUUCUUUUCACAAGCGAAAUAGACCAAGAGCGUGCAUGUGCGAACAGGCAUCUGUAUCUUGUACCACUGGCUCGGUUCGUUCCAGGUCGAGAAAGCACCACUCCAGAAACUGCGAUUCGGAGGUGACUGAUGGGAGCGAUUACCCCGCAGACCGCAGAUGUGACCCAAGCAGCGGCAUUCCUGCAACUGCGACAUCUCGCUCGCAGAGAGAUUAUCUUUCGAGCUGCAGCACACGCCAUCGUCAUCAUCAUCAUUAUCGUCGCCGGAGGAGUGUGUCCAAGACGUAUCAAGAUCGUGGAAACAGUCCCAUUAACAUCAAGACGAGGCGAAGGAGGCCCGACUCCCAGGAGCUCCGCGACGGAUCCGGCACCGACUUAGUCUGCAAGCCAAGUACCUCUGUUGGGGUGCAGUACCCCAGUGACGACGAGAUCGAGGACUAUUCUGACGCGAGUGCUGACGAAAUUGUACAAAUCGUCCAAGAUAAGGAACUCAACUUGAAGGGAAAAGCUCACGACAUUGACAGUAGAGAAAGUUUUGAAGAAGUGUCAAGUGACGAACGAAUCCCCAAUGAAAUGGAGCAAUAUACGUGCGACUACUUCAUAGCUGAUUCUGCCAUUUUCAGAAGAAGCGAUAAAGGUGAAGAAUACCGUACCGAAAAUAAUCAGGAGACCAAGACAAACCAUUAUGAAGAAAGCUGUUCUGAUGAAUAUGAUGGUAUAGACCUCAGUGAAGACAUUAACACUGAAGAAGAAGAUCAACAAGGCGAGUUCGAUGUCGCUGAAUAUCGAGAUGAUCAGGGGUGGACCAAUGAAGAAAAGCUAUCCUCCAGUGACGAGGGCCAAUCUUCAAACUACGACAACGAGUUGGAGUUGACCAAGGAAAAGUCUGAAGCAAAGACCAAAAGUCUCCUAAAUCUAAGGAUUUAUGAUGCUGACGAGGCUUUGAUGGAGAUCCCGGAGGAUUUCGAGGGCCCUGCAGUUGUGCUGGACGACGAUGCCGACUUCCUGGACAUCACGUUGACCGACGACGAGGAGCAGAUCCGGGCUAAGUUAAUGGCCGCGGCGCUGACCACCAGAAGGAGUAGCUGCUCCACUAGUGCCUCUGAUAGUAUCAAGUCAAGACGGUCCGUCGAGUCCAGCACCUUGAGCUACAAGCCCAGUGUGAUCUUUGCCCGUCGAUCGGAGACUGAUGGAAAGGAGAGUGCUCCUCGGAAAAAGGAUCGUGUGGCGCUUCUAGCCGAACAACUCCUGCAAAGCCUGUCUUCAAAUUCCGAAUCCGAGUGGCAACCCUUGGUUCAGGAGGUCACCACCCCGGACUCUGAGUGGCCACACUCGGAGGAGAGUGAGGUCACCAAGAAGCCUUUCCGCGAACUGGACAGACAGCUGCUCUCCGAGGAGUUCAACAGAAAGCUCCACCGCCAGCUGAAAGUAGUUGUGAAGAGCUUUCAAUGAGUUCCAAGAGUGCGCAUAUAUUUUGUAUUUGCAAUUACUUCUCAUUAAAUAUUCGAAAUUCGUUAAGAGCA